This is a messenger RNA of Penicillium crustosum, 1482 nucleotides long. RefSeq lists its product as uncharacterized. The record is from RefSeq and is a predicted model, not a curated record. Bases 1 to 1482 code for a protein of 493 amino acids. Gene Ontology annotation, biological process: regulation of mRNA processing; spliceosomal complex assembly. The transcript has 4 exons. Lineage: Eukaryota; Fungi; Ascomycota; Eurotiomycetes; Eurotiales; Aspergillaceae.
AUGGAAUUCAACACAGACCUCAACUUUGACUUACACGAUUUCAAAAAUGAUCCUCUUCUUUUAACAGAGGAAGGCAUCGACAGGUAUUGUCCUGGUGGGUUUCACCCAGUCAGUAUCGGGGAUAAAUUCCACGAUGGCUGGUACACAGUGCAGCAUAAGUUGGGCUUUGGUGAAUCUGCGACAGUAUGGCUUGCAACAGAUAACAAGUAUGGUGCUCCUUCUCCUCAGAAAUACUACACAGCAACUAACAUCCUCAUUCCAAGCAAUCUGGGGCUUAUGGCUCGAUGGGUCGCUUUGAAGAUAUUAGCCGCGCACUUCAAGGAGCCGAAGGAAAUUCGAAACCUUCAAUAUUUGAGUUAUAAAUUGGAAAAUGAUCCGAGGAGAUACGGGAUUAUUCAUUUACUCAACAACUUUCUCAUCGAAGGUCCGAAUGGGACACAUCAUUGCUUAGUGCUUGGAGGUAUUGGUCCCUUCUUCGAAUUUAGUGAACACUCUUAUAUCAACUUCAAUGGCUGCGGCCAUUUUCUCGAAAUUGGAAAUACUGGGUUCGGUAACCCCGAUUAUCUCAGAAUGGAAGAUUAUUCCAUGAAAGCAAUGGGAGACCCGACGACAGCCACAGAUAUAGCUCAAACAGAAGCUCCAGACCCAGCAGAUAUUAUAGCAUCAGCUAAAGAUGGCUCAGAGGCGGAAAAAUCCCCAACAAAAGACAGCACAUCAAGCAAAGUACCACGACUGAAGGAUAUGGCAGUCAAUGAUGACAGGCUGUCUCACUUUCUAAAGCUACUUGACGGGCUGCUUCAAUUUCGACCAUCCGAUCGCUUGACACUCCAUACAGUGCCAGCGGAGUUAAGGCCGAUGCUAUCUAGGUGGUUAUUUGACUUUCCCCUCGUCCUUGAUGCAGCAGAGAGCGAACAAGAGCUCGACGAGCAAACACAUCGUGCGAUACAUGAGAUUCAGGAGCUAUCGGCACAAGACGAGAUAAUAAAUUCACCCGACCGACAUAACGAUCAACCACAAGAUCUAUCGGACCUAUCUCAGAGUCCUCCCCAGGCACAACCAGAGACCCCGCCAGGGAGAUCCGAGCCGCUUGUCAGUCAUGAACCGCAGCAGCCACAGGUGUCGGAAGUUUCUCAAAGUACCGAGAAAUCCCAGUCAGAGGCGCAAACAGGGGCAUUGAGCCUGUAUCAUCGUAACGAGUAUCAGCUAGCAUCGGUUAUAAUCCCAACGAAUCUUGAACAAGAUCGGCCGGAUGUAUUGGACGGGGCACCAGAUGUACCCGAGAAUCAGAGAGAACAGCAGCCUGAACUGUCAUAUAUUCCCGAGAGUUCCAAGCAGUCAGAGAUAAAGGCGACCGAGGAUGCAGCGACAUCCUCGGAAAGCAGUCAGCAAAAAGAGCCUAGGAGUCUGAAAAGAUUCCGUUCACGUCUAGGAGGGUUGUUGAAUCAUGGAUGGAGGCCAUGGAAGAGGCGCCGGAGCUCUUAG